Molecule: messenger RNA, 1299 nt
Organism: Arabis nemorensis
Lineage: Eukaryota; Viridiplantae; Streptophyta; Magnoliopsida; Brassicales; Brassicaceae
Source: the annotation of a GenBank genome assembly
AUGUCAGAGAAAGUUGGACCUUUCGGUGGUAACAAAGGAGAUGCAUUCGACGAUGGGGUUUUUGGUUACGAAGGUGUGAGGAAAGUGAUCGUUGGGGAAAACAUGAACGGCGUAGAUUGUAUCAAAAUCGAAUACGAGAAAGAUGGAAAAAUCGAGACACAAAUGCAUGGAAGUUUUGUACUUAACUAUCCAGACGAGUACAUCACACAAAUUCAAGGAACCUAUAGCGAUGUUUCGAGAUAUAAUACAACUAUCGUGAAGACGCUUACCUUCAAGACAUCACAUGGAAGAAAAUCUCCAGAGUUUGGUCAGAAUGCGUUUUUCAAAACAGAUUUCGUGGUGGAAGGUAAAGGAGGAGCAAAGCUUAUUGGGUUCCAUGGAAGGUCUGGUUCUGCUCUUGAUGCUAUAGGAGCUCACUUUUUCAGGUCUUCUUCUCCUCUAAAGCAAUUGGAACCUCUUGGUGGAAGCGGAGGAAAUGCUUGGGAUGAUGGAGUUUACGACGGUGUGAAAAAAAUCAUGGUUGGACUAGAUAUUAACGACAUAAGCUAUGUUAAGUUCAAGUAUGCUAAAGGAAGCACAUCGAUACGACAUUCUCACGGAAAGUUAAACAAAGAACCGAGUGAGGGGAGAAUCUCCCCUGUAUUUGGAAAAGUGUCCGGUACGAAAUUUGUCCUUGAGAUGAAAGAUCACAUGCUUGUCGGAUUCCGUGGACGGAACGGUGUUCUUCUCAAUGGUCUCGUAGCACUCGGAGCACAUUUUGCACCAUUUCCAGCACCAAGUGCGCCAGCUCCUGCCCCAGUUACGCCAUGUCCCUGUCCCGUGCCAGUUGCGCCAGCUCCCGUGCCGGUUCCAGCUAAGAAAGUAGAAGCAAAAGGCGGAAAUGGAGGAGCCGCGUGGGACGAUGGUGCUUUCGAUGAUGUAAGGAAGGUAUAUGUAGGACAAGGUGGCUCCGGUGUGUCCUUUGUCAAGUUUGAGUAUGAUAGUAGCAAGAAGGUUGUAGCUGGAGAUGGUCAUGGGAAGAAGUCACUUCUUGGAACAGAGGAGUUUGAGCUCGAUUUUCCGAAUGAAUACAUCGUAUCGGUGGAGGGAUGUUACGAAAAAAUAUUUGGAAUCGAAACCGAUGUGGUGACUAUGCUUAGGUUUAAGACAAACAAGCGAACAUCUCAACCGUUUGGGCUCGAGUCAGGCACAACGUUUGUGUUGGAGAUGAAAGAUCAUAAGAUCGUUGGAUUCCAUGGCAAAGCUGGAGAUUUUGUUCAUCAGGUUGGUGUCCAUGUCUCACCAAUCACCAAGCCUUAA